UCUCUCUCUCUCUCUCUCUCUCUCUUUCUCUCUCUCUCUCUCCCCAUUUCCUGCGAUCUUUUUCCCUGAAACCCCAGACCCUUAAUCCCAAUUCUCCCCGAUGGGUCUUCAUAGCUUCUUCUUAAUCCUUCUUCCCGUCUCUUUCUUCUUCCAAUUCCGCCUCUCCCUUUCCCAGAACCCCACAAUUUGCCAUUCCGAUGAUUUCAAGGCCUUGCAGGACUUCCACAGCGCGUUUGAUUCCCAAAUCGACGGAUGGCACACCGGCUGUUCGACGAAUUGCUGCAGUUGUAUUGGCCUCACUUGUGACUCUUCUGGACGGGUUGUGAAGAUGGAGCUUGGUGGUAGGAAGAUCAAGGGUCAGUUACCUUACUCGAUUGCGAGAUUGGAACACCUCAGAGUUCUCAAUCUGUCUUCUAAUUCUCUCAAUGGGUCCAUUCCCUUGGCUCUGUUUCAUCUACCAUACUUGGAAGUUCUUGAUCUCAGUUUCAACGAUUUGGUUGGGAGCAUCUCAUCAGGUACCAUUAAUUUGCCUUCCAUCCGGCUUCUUAACGUUUCUCAUAAUAACUUUAAUGGAAGUCUUCCACUUGGGGUUUGUGUUAACUCCUCUAGAAUCGAGAUUCUGAAUCUGGGUUUCAAUCGUUUCACUGGCAUGUUUCCUGUUGAGCUUGCUGAAUGUGUUUCCUUGAAGAGACUGUUUGUGGAAUCGAAUUUACUCAGUGGUGGGAUACCUGAUGAGGCUUCUGGAUUGAGGAAAUUGACACAUUUUUGUGUUCAGAAUAACAAGCUUUCUGGUUCUUUGAAUGGUGUUGUUGGGAAUCUCACAAACCUUGUUCGAUUGGAUUUGUCAUCUAAUGGGUUUUUCGGCGAAAUUCCAGAUGUUUUUUAUAACUCUGUGAAUUUGAGUUAUUUUGCUACCGAAUCUAAUAGGUUUAGCGGAAAGAUUCCCAAUUCUUUGUCAAACUCUGCUUCACUCACUGUCCUAAAUUUGAGGAACAAUUCAAUACAGGGAACUCUUGAUCUCAACUGUUCAGCAAUGAAAAGCCUGGUUACACUUGAUUUAGGCACUAAUAGGUUUCAUGGCUCUAUACCAAGUAAUCUUCCCUCUUGUACUCAACUGAGAAGUAUAAACCUUGCUAGGAACAACCUUGGCGGUCAGAUCCCCGAAAGCUUUAGGAAUUUUCAGAGCCUCUCGUAUUUAUCACUUACGAAUACGAGCAUUGUUAAUGUUUCGUCUGCUCUUAACAUCUUGCAACAUUGCAAGAAUUUGAGUACAAUGGUCCUUACCUUUAAUUUUCGUGGUGAAGUGUUGGAAGAUGAUCCUAACUUGCAUUUCAAGAGCCUCCAAGUUUUUAUAAUUGCUAAUUGUGGAUUGAAGGGAAUCAUACCCCAGUGGUUGAGAGGUUCUAGGAAGCUGCAGUUGUUGGAUUUGUCGUGGAACCGUCUUGGAGGAACUAUUCCACCCUGGUUCAGCGAGUUGCAGUCCUUGUUUUACUUGGAUUUAUCUAAUAAUUCAUUCACUGGAUAUAUCCCUAAAGAGAUGACUAUAAUGAGGAGUUUCAUUGACAGAAAAUUCUCGCCCGAUGAACCUUCCUCACUAGAUUUUUCCCUUUUUGUGACAAGAAAUGGAACUGGAUUGCAGUACAAUCAAGUAUGGAGGUUUCCACCCACUUUGAAUCUCAGUCUCAACAAUCUCAGUGGGCCAAUCUCGCCAGAGUUUGGAAAUCUUAAGGAGAUUCUAGUUCUUGAUCUGAAAAUCAACAGCCUUUCGGGAUCGAUUCCGAGCAGCCUUUCGGGGAUGGUUAGCUUAGAGACUCUGGAUCUUUCUCACAACAAUCUUUCAGGAAUAAUUCCUCCUUCACUGCAAAAUCUCAAUUUUUUGUCUAAGUUCAGUGUUGCAUACAAUCAUUUACAUGGGGCAAUUCCUGAAGGAGGUCAGUUUCAUAGCUUUGAUAACUCUAGCUUUGAAGGAAACAAUUUUUGUGUCCGAGACCGUAUAUGUACGUCAAUUGAUCCUCUCGUGCCAUCCCACAAAUCAAGAAUGGAUAUAGGGAGUAUUGUAGGUAUUGUUAUCGGUAUUGUGUUCGGGAUCAUGUUUCUUAUAACUCUUAUGGUUGUGUUUAUGCUUCGGGCUCCUCGGGGAAGAGUUGGAGAUCCCGAAAAUGAAGUGUCUAAUACUGAUGAUAAAGACUUGGAGGAAGGCAGGUCAGGAUUGGUAGUUCUGUUCCAAAACAAUAACAAUGGAAGCCUCUCGCUGGAGGACAUUUUGAAAUGGACAAAUGAUUUUGAUCAAGAAAACAUCAUAGGAUGUGGGGGUUUUGGUUUAGUUUACAAAGCAACCCUUCCUGACGGCAGAAAGGUUGCCAUAAAACGGCUAUCUGGUGAUUGUGGUCAAAUGGACAGAGAAUUUCGGGCGGAAAUCGAAACGCUUUCUGGUGCUCAGCAUCAGAAUCUUGUUCUUCUUCUAGGGUAUUGUUUGUAUAAAAAUGACAGGCUUCUGAUUUACUCUUUCAUGGAGAACGGUAGCUUAGAUUACUGGUUACAUGAAAAACUUGAUGGUCCGUCUUGCCUUAAUUGGGAUACCAGACUGCAGAUUGCUCGGGGGGCAGCUGCAGGGCUGGCUUAUUUGCAUCAAUCCUGUGAACCUCAUAUCCUCCAUCGAGAUAUAAAGUCGAGUAACAUUCUUUUAGACAAAAACUUCAAAGCUCACUUAGCCGAUUUUGGUCUUGCCAGGCUCAUUCUUCCCUAUGAUUCCCACGUCACGACCGAUCUUGUUGGUACACUGGGCUACAUUCCACCAGAGUACGGGCAAUCCUCGGUGGCAACUUACAAAGGGGACGUGUAUAGUUUUGGAGUUGUUCUAUUAGAGCUUUUGACUGGUAAAAGGCCAAUCGAUAUGUGCAGACCGAAAGGAGUUCGAGACUUGAUCUCUUGGGUGUUUCAAAUAAGGGAAGACAGAAAAGUAAGUGAGGUGUUCGAUCCAUUAAUAUACAAUAAGCAGCAUGAGACAGCGAUGUCUGAAGUUCUUGAUAUAGCAUGCCUUUGCUUAUGCAAGGUACCUAAAGAGAGGCCUUCAACUCAACAGCUGGUUUGUUGGCUUGAUAGAGUAGGUUAAAUCUCCCAAGCUUCUCAACUCAAACAUUUGUACAUUUUAGUAUACUGCAUAUAUUCCACACGGUAAUUCUCUUGUGUACAUAUGCACAUCCAGCAGUCUCAAUUGAAGAUGUGAAGCUUCAUUUUGAGAUUAAAUAGUAAUAUUUUGAAAACUUGUAAACUAAAAGUAGAUAAGUUGUUGAAAGGAGCCUAAAAAGUCUCACUUUUGACUAAUAAGAUAACGUUGAUUUUCCCU
This is a messenger RNA of Cucurbita pepo subsp. pepo (vegetable marrow), 3346 nucleotides long. It is a transcript of the gene PSKR1, whose product is annotated as phytosulfokin receptor 1. Gene Ontology annotation, molecular function: protein kinase activity; ATP binding; receptor serine/threonine kinase binding. Gene Ontology annotation, biological process: protein phosphorylation. NCBI's taxonomy places the organism in Eukaryota, Viridiplantae, Streptophyta, Magnoliopsida, Cucurbitales, Cucurbitaceae. The record is from RefSeq and is a predicted model, not a curated record.